Penicillium digitatum Pd1 is the source of this 1662-nucleotide messenger RNA. Its product is annotated as serine hydrolase domain-containing protein. Lineage: Eukaryota; Fungi; Ascomycota; Eurotiomycetes; Eurotiales; Aspergillaceae. The record is from RefSeq and is a predicted model, not a curated record.
AUGCGCGUACAGUGGACGUUAUCGGCAUUGCCUCUCUUAGCCGAAGCUAUCCAACCAUCUGGAUGUCCUCUUUUGGGACCGGUAUUCCCUGCCCCUACUGCUCUUUCAGAGCAUCCCAUCUUUCUCGGCAAAGCCGAAGAAUUAACCUCAAAGCUCAAUGAAGCCAUUGAGAAUGGAAGUCUAUCUUCUGUAUCGUUCGCAGUGCAGAUUUUCAGCAGCGAAGAGGACGAGUCGGCAUUUGGCUUCUACCACACAGACGAUCCAGUUAGAGCUGGCUCUGUCGGGGUCCAAGAGGUAGACGAGGAUACGAUGUUCCGCAUUGGCAGCAUAUCAAAGCUAUGGACUAUGUUUCUCUUCAUGACCUUUGAAGGGACACGAUACUUCCACGAGCCUGUUUCCAAAUACGUGCCUGAACUGCGAAAAACCUAUAGCCCAGCGCAAAGAAAUGACAAAAUUAAUUAUUUGCAAUGGAGCGAUGUGACCAUUGGCGAACUAGCUAGUCACCAAGCGGGCCUUGCAAGAGACUAUGCAUUUGGAGACUUUGGGUUCCAGUCAGACCUUGUCCAAAGCAUGGGGUUCCCUUCGCUUCCAAAAAACGAGCAGUUGACUUGUGGGAAGGAGCAUACGUGCAAUAGGAAAGAUCCCUUGACUCCGACCUCACAGACACCAAUAUACUCGAAUUCAGGAUACCAGAUUCUGGGCUACGUCUUGGAGUCAAUUGCAAAAGCCGACUAUGAAGAUAUUUUAAUAGACCGUCUUAUCAAGCCACUCAACUUGACUCGCUCCUGUCUUCGUGGCCCAGACCCCAGCUUGGCAGUGAUUCCACACAACGAGAGUUUCAGUUGGUUUGAUUUCGAUCUUGGCGAAGAAGCUCCCGCUGGAAGCAUCUUCUCCUCCGCAAAGGAUAUGGCUACAUUCGGCCGUGCUGUUCUUUCCAGCACUUUUGUUGACCCUGCCGUGACAAGGCGGUGGCUGAAGCCGGUAGCACACACAUCAUCCCUGCAACAUUCCGUGGGAGCCCCCUGGGAAAUUUAUUCAUUUUUGACACCUCGUCGGGUUGACCUGUACACUAAGGCUGGAGAUUUCGGAAUGUACUCCAGUUCUAUUGCUCUUUCACCAGAUCACAAUGCCGGGUUCACGGUUUUAGUUGCCGGUGGAAACUCACACACGGUGGCGUCAGCAAUCGGGGAGAUUGUUGCGGACAUAAUGCUUCCCGCGUUUGAUGAAGUCGCCAGGAGCCAAGCCCUUGAACGCUUUGGGGGCACUUAUGCCUUGAUGAAUGGCUCCUCCAAUUUCUCAAUCACCAUCUCGGCCGACGACGGGGCUGGCUUGGUCGUCUCAGAAUGGACCAGCAACUCAGUCGACAUGAUUGAGAGUUUGAUGGGUCUGCAAGGAGUGACAGAUCGCUCUGCAAUCAGCAUUCGUCUACAACCUAGUGGUCUUGAGACCCCAGGACUGAUUUCUUUCUUGGCUGUCAUCUAUAGUUUUGAUAUCUCGGAACAAGCUGGACCUUUUGUUGGAUCCUGUUUUUCAUGGAUGUUGCUUGAAUCUGUGGUGUAUGGCAACGUGGGUCUCCCAGAGUUUGAGUUCGCACUAGAUCAUGAUGGUAAUGCGACGAGCGUGUCCCCUCGAGCGUUGCGCAUUACUCUUCCUAGAGUUUAA